ACUGUUUUAUUUUAACUACAGUAAAUGACAUCUGUUCAACGCUCGGUAUUUCUGCAGUUUGGAGCUGUUUUUAUUUUAGAAUAUUUGUAGCCAUUUCAGCAGUUGAAAAUGAGACCAGAAUAGCAUAAUUUAUUUAGUUUGAUUAUAUUUACUCUCUCUGAUUUUGUGACAUUGUGCUGCGUUCACAAACAGCAAAAGACAAGUGAUACACACAGAAAUGAGUCAAGGGGCUGAGACCCCCCACACAGCACUACACUGCUGUGUAGUCAUGGAGACUGACGGGGACAUGGAUAAUUCUACCAGCACGAACAAGACAUCAACACAGACCAAUGCAGGGCCACACACACACAGACCUCCAUCUCCAGUGCCCAGCUGUGUGUCCAUGAAGAGUGAUCAGUCCAUAAAUGAACCUCUUCAGUUCAGCAGUGGACCAGUUCUACCGGGACUAAAGCCAAACACACACAGACCUCCAUCUCCAGUGCCCAGCUGUGUGUCCAUGAAGAGUGAUCAGUCCAUAAAUGAACCUCUUCAGUUCAGCAGUGUACCAGUUCUACCAGGACUAAAACCACAGACACACAGACCUCCAUCUUCAGUGCCCAGCUGUGUGUCUCUGAAGAGUGAUCAGUCCAUAAAUGAACCUCUUCAAUUCAGUAGUGGACCAGUUCUACCAGGACUAAAACCACAGACACACAGACCUCCAUCUCCAGUGCCCAGCUGUGUGUCCAUGAGGAGUGAUAUGUCCAUAAAUGAACCUCUUCAGUUCAGCAGUGGACCAGUUCUACCAGGACUAAAACCACAGACACACAGACCUCCAUCUUCAGUGCCCAGCUGUGUGUCUCUGAAGAGUGAUCAGUCCAUAAAUGAACCUCUUCAAUUCAGUAGUGGACCAGUUCUACCAGGACUAAAACCACAGACACACAGACCUCCAUCUCCAGUGCCCAGCUGUGUGUCCAUGAGGAGUGAUAUGUCCAUAAAUGAACCUCUUCAGUUCAGCAGUGGACCAGUUCUACCAGGACUAAAUGAAUUGAGUGCUGAUCAGACAGGCAGACAGAGGGAAGAUGAGGACCUGGAGGGAGUUAAAGAUAAUCAUAAUACACCUACACAUGCAACAGUGAGAACAAGCCAACCAGAUGAGAACUUGAUGAGAGUUAUAGAGAAGCACAAAGCCAGUCUAAAGACGAGAGUUGAGAACAUAUCUGAAGGCAUCAUCAAACCAGGAGCUGAGAUACUCCUCAAUGAGAUCUACACAGAGCUCUACAUCACAGAGGGAGAGAGUGAAGGUGUGAAUAAGGAACAUGAGGUUUGGCAAGUAGAGUCAGCAUCUAGACGAGAAACCACAGAAGACGUACCAAUCAACUGCAAUGACAUAUUCAAGACCUUCCCUGGACAGAAGAGGCACAUCAGAUCUGUGAUGACCAAAGGUGUUGCUGGCAUUGGAAAAACAGUCUCCGUGCAGAAGUUCAUUCUUGACUGGACAGAUGGGCUAGCUAAUCAGGAUGUAGAUUUUAUGUUUCCCCUUUCUUUCCGUGAGCUGAAUUUGGUCAGGGAUCAUGAAUAUUGUCUUCACAGCCUCCUGCUUGACUUCUUCCCUGAGCUGAAGGAGCUGAAUGAUUGUGAAGGAUACAAAGACUGUCGGGUUGUGUUCAUCUUUGAUGGGUUGGAUGAGAGUCGGUUGACUCUGGAUCUGAAACAGAACAGUGAGUUGACUGAUAUAAAGCAAACAUCAUCAGUGGAUGUUCUGACGACAAGCCUCAUCCAGGGAACUCUGCUUCCCUCUGCACUCAUCUGGAUAACCUCACGACCAGCAGCAGCCAGUCAGAUUCCUGCUCAGUAUAUCGACCAGGUGACAGAAAUACGAGGAUUUAGUGACCCACAGAAGGAAGAGUACUUUAGGAAGAGAAUCAGUGAUGCGAGUCAGGCCAACAGAAUCUUCUCUCACAUCAAGGCAUCCAGGAGUCUUCAUAUCAUGUGCCACAUUCCUGUCUUCUGUCGGAUUGCAGCCACUGUGCUUCACCAGAUGCUGGGACAGGUCAAAACCCAAGAAAUUCCCCAAACUCUAACUGAGAUGUUCAUACAGUUCUUGCUCAUCCAGGCCACCAGGAAGGAUGAGAUAUAUCAGAGUGGAACUGCAGAAAAUCAAGAGAGACGUCUUGAAUCUCAGAGAGAAAUUUUACUGAAGCUGGCAGAACUGGCUUUCAAGAAUUUGGAAAACGGUAAUUUGAUGUUUCAUGAGGAAGACCUGCGAGAGUGUGGCAUUGAUGUCACUGAAGCCUCAGUGUACUCUGGUAUGUGCACUGAGAUCUUCAAAGAAGAAUCUGUCUUUCACCAGAAGAAGGUUUACUGCUUUGUGCAUCUCAGUGUCCAGGAGUUUCUGGCAGCUCUGUAUGUGUUUCACUCUUACAUGACUGAGAACUUUGAGGGACUGAAAUCAAUAAUCAGUGACAAACACAGACACGAUUCCAGCCCCUGGAUUGUAUCAUUUCUCAUCAGCAUCAUGUCCUUUGUUAAAUCAAAGUUGGGCUUACAGUCGCAAGAUCAUGUACAUGUGCUGCUCAAGAGUGCAGUGGAUGAGGCUUUGAAGAGCAGCAAUGGACACCUGGAUCUUUUCCUUCGCUUCCUUACGGGCAUCGCUCUGGAGAGCAAUCAGAGUCUUUUGCAAGGUCUACUGAACUACACACAUAGCACCUCAAAGAGUAUUAAAGAAACAUGUCAGUAUAUAAAGAAGCUCAACAGAGAAGAUCUCUCUCCUGAACGAUGCAUCAAUCUUUUCCACUGCUUACUUGAAAUGAAAGAUCAUUCCAUGCAUGAGGAAAUUCAGAAACGUUUGUCAUCACCAAAGAACAAUGACCAGGAGUGGUCUCCUGCUCACUGUUCAGCACUGGCCCACAUGCUUCUGAUGUCUGAGGAGGUGUUGGAUGAGUUUGACCUGAAGAAAUACAACACAUCAAAUGAGGGACGCAGGAGACUGCUUCCAGCUGUGAGAUGCUGUAGAAAGGCACGACUUACUGAAUGCACACUCUCAGAGAAGUCCUAUGGAAUUGUGGUUAAUGUUCUACAGUCGCCAAACGUUCUGAUAGAGCUGGACCUGAGUCACAAUGACCUGAGGGAUUCUGGAGUUCAGCUUCUCUCCAAGGGACUGUCUAGUCAUAACUGCAACCUGCAGACAUUAAGAUUUGCUGGCUGUAAACUCACUGAUAAGUCCUGUGAGACAGUGACCUCAGUUCUGCAGUCACCAAACUCCCUGAUAGAGUUGGACCUGAGUCACAAUGACCUGGGGGAUUCUGGAGUUCAGCUUCUAUCUAAGGGACUGCUUAGUCCCCAAUGCAAACUGCACACAUUAAGACUUGCUGAAUGUACACUCUCAGAGAAGGCCUGUGAAAUUGUCACUGCUGUUCUGCAGUCACCAAACCCCCUGAAAGAGCUGCUCCUGAGUGACAAUGACCUAAGAGAUUCUGGAGUCCAGCAUCUCUCUAAUGGACUGUCUAGUCCCCACUGCAAUCUGCAGACAUUAAGGCUUGCUGACUGUAAACUCACAGAUAAAUCCUGUGAGAUCGUGGCUUCAGUUCUACAGUCACCGAACUCCCUGCUACAGCUGGACCUCAUUGACAAUGACCUGGGGGAUUCUGGAGUUCACCUUCUGUCAAACGGACUGUCCAAUAUCAGCUGCAAACUGCACACAUUAAGGCUCUCUGAUUGUCUCAUCUCAGAGAAGGGGUGUGGUUUUCUAGCUUCAGCUCUGACUUCAAACCCCUCCCAUCUAAAGGAGCUUGAUCUGAGCUACAAUCAUCCUGGAGAAUCAGGACGGAAGCUGUUAUCCGCUAGACUAGAGGAUCCUCACUGUAAACUGGAGAUACUCAAGCUCUCCGAUUGUCUGAGCUACAAUCACCCUGGAGAAUCAGGACGAAAGCUGUCAUCUGCUAGACUGGAGGAUCCUGUCUGCAAACUGGAGAAACUAAAGAUUGACCAUGCUACUGUAAGCAGAGCACGACCACGUUUGCUGAGAUAUGCCUGUGAGCUCACACUGGACCCAAACACAGCACACAUAGAACUCUGUCUCUCCGAGGGGAACAGAAAGGUGUUUCGUGAGAGUGAGUACCAGCCGUAUCCUGACCACCCAGAGAGAUUUGACGUGUGGGUUCAGGUGUUUUGUAGAGAGGGUCUGUCUGGACGCUGCUACUGGGAGGCUGAUUGGACUGGGAGUCGAAUUUGUGUAGCUGUGGCCUAUAAAAGCAUAGAGAGGAAAGGCGGGGGUAACGACAGUACUCUGGGAUAUAAUGACAAGUCCUGGAGCCUGGAGUGCUAUCCUGACAGAUGCCGCGUCUGGCACGAUGAUAAAGGCACUGUCAUACCUGCCCUCUCCUCCCGCUCCAGAAGAGUAGGAGUGUACCUGGACUGGCCGGCCGGCACUGUGUCUUUCUACAGCGUCUCCUCUAACACACUCACCCACCUGCACACAUUCCACUCCGCAUUCACUGAGCCCCUCUAUCCAGGGUUUUGGGUUGAUGAAGACUGUUCAGUGUCCCUGUGCCAGAUCACAUGACCUCCUCCUUGGUGCGUCACAGGUACGACCACCUGUCACCUUUCUCCUGUUCACACAGCAGUGGAUCUGGCUCUGGUCCACUCUCUCACUCCACUUCUCUCGUUUCCCCACUCCUCCACACCUCCCCUUAUUUCUUUAUUCCUUUUCAUCAUUCUCUUUCUGUCUUCCUCCCACUUUCUUUCUGUCCCCUAUCCUCCUCCUCUGUUUCUCUCAGCCCUCUUUCUCUGUCUUUUUCAUCCCUUCAUCUGUCCUCCAUCCUCUUUUCCUUGUCCUCUCCUCUAAAUUGACUGUGUAGAUUGUAAUAAUGUUGCAAUCAGUAAUAAUAUUAUAUAUUCUGCAUUCCUGUAUGUUUUGUUAUUUGCUGAUUGAUUUUAUUCAUUAUUUUAAUGUUAUGGACCUGUUGUCAUUGUCUUCAUUUGAUUAAAUG
This is a messenger RNA of Sardina pilchardus (European sardine), 4967 nucleotides long. RefSeq names its product NACHT, LRR and PYD domains-containing protein 12-like. The transcript has 19 exons. Lineage: Eukaryota; Metazoa; Chordata; Actinopteri; Clupeiformes; Clupeidae. The coding region runs from base 218 to 4540 and encodes 1440 amino acids. Gene Ontology annotation, molecular function: protein binding. The record is from RefSeq and is a predicted model, not a curated record. Gene Ontology annotation, biological process: intracellular signal transduction.